Molecule: messenger RNA, 546 nt
Organism: Desarmillaria tabescens
Lineage: Eukaryota; Fungi; Basidiomycota; Agaricomycetes; Agaricales; Physalacriaceae
Exons: 4
Coding region: 1-546 (181 amino acids)
Source: RefSeq, a predicted model, not a curated record
AUGGAAGCUCCACGUAGACCUAGGGGGUGGGAUAGUGCUUCCACGCUUUCUUUGCGUCCUUCGUCCAUCUACCCUGCGAUGCAUCUGUCCUGUGCUCCAGUGGACUUUACGACCGCGUCCUCGACAUGCGCCCUCAGCUUUCUGUCACUGGCCGUCGUGCUCGUCAUCCUUGCUUGUGUCUGGGCCUGUCGCCACCAACAGCAAGGCGAUAAGAAGGGUGUGUGGAAGUGGGGCGUCUUGACCUUGGAGACGCUACAGUCAACGCCGACGAAGGAGAAGGAGUCCAUGUCUGUGUCGCAGUUGGAAGGCCAACACCGGCGUGUGGUUUACUACGAGUCGCAAGCGCCGGUGUCGAUGGCGAAGAUAAUAAUGUCGCGGCAUACCUUUCGUCGACCAACGCCUCGCUCGAUACCACCGCCACCACGGCCUUCGCAACAGCCACCAAUAUCAACACCACGGCCACAGAGCGGGCCGGGACGACGCACCCGUUCACUAUCACCGCCUCGUCUACGCCAGCAACUGCCAGUAACGCCUUCGAUGGUGUGA